AUGAAUCAUCCCAAAACAACUACAGAUCAUCUCGAGUCAGUGGAGCAGGAUCAAAAGUUAGACGAAACACAAUGGCCAGCACAGUUCGACCCAAUUCUCCUACGUCGGGUAAUCAGGAAGGUCGAUUGGAUGGUUAUUCCAUUCAUCUGCAUCACAUAUCUUAUUACCUACAUCGAUAAAGCAAUGAUGGGCUACGCCGCUGUUUUUGGGCUGAAGGAAGAUUUACAUCUAGAAGGGACUGAGUAUAGUUGGUUGGGGAGCAUGUUCUACUUUGGGUAUCUCGCCUUCGAAUACCCUUCUGUUUCUGCCAUGCAGAAACUCUCCGUGUCCAAAUGGCUGUCUGUCAAUAUCUUCAUCUGGGGCGGAGUGACCAUGGCUCUGGCGGCAUGCACGCAUUUUCAACCCUUUCUCGGUCUGCGAUUUGUCCUGGGUGCUCUCGAGUCAUGCUCCACACCAGCCUAUCUUGUCAUCACAGCAACAUGGUAUACUAUUGAGGAACAGCCGAUUAGAAUAGGAUGGUGGUCCACCUUUCUUGGUAUUGCAAAUGCGUUUGGAGGGCUGUUGGCAUUUGCUAUCGGCCAUAUUCAAGGCAAUCUGGCGUCGUGGCAGUACCAAUUCAUUAUCAUUGGUGCUAUAUCUUCUGUGUGGGGAAUAUUUAUGUUCUUUACUCUUGCGGAUGGGCCGUCUACUGCUCGCUGGCUUAACGCACAAGAAAAAUACGUCGCCGUCCACCGUCUCGGCCCCAAGCAUUCCGGCACCAGGGUGUCCGAAAUCAAAAUGUACCAGAUGUGGGAAGCCCUGGCGGAUCCCAAAACGUGGUUCUUCUUCCUCUGUGGCGUCUGCACGCAAGUCGUCAACGGGGCGGCGAGUAACUUUGGGAGUCUCAUCAUCGAGGGGUUCGGAUAUUCGAAUAUUGUCACGACCCUGUUCCAGAUUCCGUACGGUAUGGUAAUAUUGGUGUCCAACGUGUCUGCCAUGUAUAUCCAGCGAUGGCUUCCAGGGCAGAAGAGGUGUAUCGUCGGUGCUAUAUAUGUAUGUCCCGCUCUGGCGGGGGCAGUUGGGAUCCAUACUAUAUCGAGAGACCACAAAAUAGCUCUACUUGUUUGCUACUGGCUUACAAGUACUUAUACCGCAUCAUUCGCAAUGAUCAUGUCUCUCAUCACAGCAAACACAGGAGGGACCACCAAGCGAUCGGUUGUGAAUGCCAUUUUUUUCAUCUCGUACUGUGUUGGAAAUAUUGUUGGGCCAUUUGCCUUCAAGUCCGAUGAAGCACCCCAAUAUACAUCCGGGAUCAUUGCCAUGCUGGUCGCAUAUUGUGUUGAGAUUUUUCUCUUGCUUGGGUUCGCAGUCUAUGCGGCAUAUUUGAAUCGCACGAAGGAUGGGAUUACAACCACAAGUGGCCAGACGGAUUCUGACGUCGACCAGACAGAUAGAGAGAAUGUCCACUUUAGAUAUUCGUACUGA
Molecule: messenger RNA, 1464 nt
Organism: Aspergillus tubingensis
Lineage: Eukaryota; Fungi; Ascomycota; Eurotiomycetes; Eurotiales; Aspergillaceae
Product: MFS allantoate transporter
Exons: 5
Coding region: 1-1464 (487 amino acids)
Biological process (GO): transmembrane transport
Cellular component (GO): membrane
Molecular function (GO): transmembrane transporter activity
Source: RefSeq, a predicted model, not a curated record